Capsicum annuum is the source of this 291-nucleotide messenger RNA. RefSeq names its product em protein H5-like. Gene Ontology annotation, cellular component: cytosol. Gene Ontology annotation, biological process: response to abscisic acid. Lineage: Eukaryota; Viridiplantae; Streptophyta; Magnoliopsida; Solanales; Solanaceae. The record is from RefSeq and is a predicted model, not a curated record.
CUGGCGUCACAACAGGAAAAAAGGUCUGAACUCGAUCGAACAGCAAAGAAAGGAGAGACUGUAGUACCUGGAGGCACUGGUGGCAAAAGUGUUGAAGCUCAGGAGCACCUUGCUGAGGGGAGGAGCCGUGGAGGUCAGACGAUAAAAGAGAGAAAGGACUAACUAGGAACUGAAGGCUACCUGGAAAUGGGGGGAAAUGGAGGUCUGAGCACCGGCGAUAAGUCUGGUGGUGACCGUGCGCAGCGAGAAGGGGUUGAGAAAGAUGAGUCCAAGUAUAAGACCAAGGAUUGA